UCUACGCACAGCUACAGUGUGCAUCAUGAACUGCGAGGGCAUAGCCACGUACAAGUUUACACAGUGUUCUCUGGAGAGCAAAGUUGUCUGCUGACAGAUGUUCUUCUGUGCCUCGAUGGUCAUGACUUAAAAUCUAAACGUCUUUUUUUUUUACCUUUUUGACUGAUAACAAACCAGUGAGAACGGGAUAUUAUUGGAUGGAGUUGGUCGAAAAUGCGAUCGUUUGUUCUCCUCGCCUGUUUGUGUGGAUGCGUCUUGAGCUCAGGCGUCCCAGUGUGUGAGCGUUGUGUGUGUGUCUCAGUCUGGCCAAUACAGAUGCAAUGCUACCAUUGUGAGGAGAGUCUGCUGGACAACGACUGCUCCUCACCAAAGUUCAUCGUCAACUGCACGGCCAACAUCCAAAAUUCCUGUCAGAAGGAGGUGAUCCACAGCCAGGAUGGAGUGGUCACCUACCGUAAGCAGUGUGCGUCCUACAGCACGUGUCUGAUCACCUCUGCUGGGUAUCAGUCCUUCUGCAGCCCGGGGCGCCGGGGUUCCAUCUGCAUCACCUGCUGCAACACGCCGCUGUGUAAUGGCCCGCGGCCCCCCCGCUACAACCCCGCGCCACGCCACGGGCCGCCCGCUCCCAGCGUCCUGCUGCCGCUGGCCGCCGCCAUGGCCGCACUGCCCCCCCUCUUCCUACUGUGAGGCCAACUGGCUGACUGCAAAGCCACGGCUACACUAGUUUUCUCUGUGCUUGUCAAGAAAAGGCAGACGAAAGAAAACCACACACAUGCUCUCUAUCUCUCUCUCACACACACAACAAAAAAAUUCUGUUCCUGUUCUGAAAUGUCUUUUGAAACUCCUGUGUUGUCUUAUCAGAUCAAGCUUUUUGGAAGCCAGUCCUGUGGGAAAAUAACAGAGAUUUGACAGAAUCUGUUUUGCCGGAAACAUUUUGACACCAUUGGAGUUUUGGGGGGACGGGGAAAAUGCAACCCACUGGAAGCCAUUUUCACACUGUAGCUUACUUUGUCUCAAGACUACACCACGGUGGCAAAGACAUGCUUUUCACUUUUCCAGCACUUGUUUGAAUGGCCAGGGACAAAAAAACAGUACAUUCUAUACGUUUCUCACUCAUUCAUUCACACUAAAUGUGUCAGAAGCCUCUACUUCAGGACGUAUGUUCCCUCGUUAUGCUCUGUAUAUCACUUAAAGCAACACCAAAGAGUUUUGUGUACCUUAAAAUAAUGUUUACAAAAUCGUUUCAGUGGUUCAU
Alosa sapidissima (American shad) is the source of this 1255-nucleotide messenger RNA. RefSeq names its product ly6/PLAUR domain-containing protein 1-like. NCBI's taxonomy places the organism in Eukaryota, Metazoa, Chordata, Actinopteri, Clupeiformes, Clupeidae. Gene Ontology annotation, biological process: acetylcholine receptor signaling pathway. The transcript is spliced from 3 exons. The coding region runs from base 214 to 687 and encodes 157 amino acids. Gene Ontology annotation, molecular function: acetylcholine receptor inhibitor activity. The record is from RefSeq and is a predicted model, not a curated record.